Medioppia subpectinata is the source of this 1345-nucleotide messenger RNA. The record is from the annotation of a GenBank genome assembly. NCBI's taxonomy places the organism in Eukaryota, Metazoa, Arthropoda, Arachnida, Sarcoptiformes, Oppiidae.
AAAUUGUCAUUAUAUUUGUGGUUUACAUUAUUUACAUUAAUAUUACCUCUAUUUAAUUGUGCAAAUGAAACGAAAGCCGGUGAAAGUGGAUGUUUCAGUGUUUGUGCUUAACAUUCGGUCCAUCAAAGAGACAGAACUUACAUAUGUCGCGGACAUAUUCUAUCACCAGUACUGGACUGACUACAGACUACAAGCGCUUCACACAAACGAUUCCCAAAACAUAGUUUUGGAUAAUUCCUGGAAGAAGAAGCUCUGGAUUCCGGACUCGUAUUUCAAGAAUGCAUUGGACGGACGCGUGCCUGACAUCAUAUUCCCCACACAGUAUUUCGUAAUCACUAAUACGACCACAGUUUUUAUGGCCUCGAGGACUCAAUACAAUGUAACCGACUUUUCGUCAGAAGGCUUAAUAAAGAAAUACGCCAUUGGCAACUUCUCAAUGCUUAGGGGCCGUAUUGUACUGACCCGUCAAUUGGGACUUUAUAUACUCAAGAAUUAUAUCCCAAGCGCUCUGAUUGUGAUCAUGUCAUUUGUUGGCUUCUGGAUUCCCAUAUCGGCCUAUCCGGCCAGAGUUGCACUCGUCAUAACAGCUCUGUUGGCUCUCAUAACACAACAGUAUCAGAGCUCUCAAGUGAACGUAUCGUAUAUAAUAGCGAUUAACGUUUGGAUGAUUACAUGCAUUGCGUUUGUAUUCCUGGCGCUCAUUGAAUACGCGUUUGCGAUCACAUAUCACGACAACAUUACGGCUAAAGCCAAUAAAAUUAAGGCAGAAAAUCAUAAUCAUAAUACGGCGGAAGCGAAGGAGAAUUCAACAGUGAAUCCAAAAUGGUUUAAAGUCUAUGCAAUCACUGGCUUUAACGCCAGAGCCAACAGAAUAGACAUGAUUUCUCGAUACCUCUUUCCUUCGGGUUUUAUUACUAAUGACGAGUAUAUGUGGUCUUAUAACCAACUAAUUGUCGGACAGACUAACACACCGUUGAAUCAAACGGACAUCUUUGGACAUCAAGUGGUGAGUUCGGUGUUCAUCAGCGAAGUGCCCGAAUGUGCGAACAAUUCAGUCAAUUCUUGCGCCGAUUAUAAAAAAGCUCUGAAUAUGUCUUUUAUGAUUGUUCACUAUACGGCACCCUAUAUUCGCCGCUACGUAAACUAUAAACCGGUGUGUAAUAUAGUUUACAACGGAUACGAAAACACUUCAGCCCUUGUCUACAGUGAUAUACGAGACAAGAAUUGGUGGAAACAUUUAAAGAUUAGUUUCCUUAGAAGUGAUGUAUUCUUCAACGAUUGUUUAAAGAGAAAUCAGACCAACAAUGAUGCCAUUGAUGAUCAGCUGGAAGUGAUCGGAGAAUAG